Messenger RNA from Leptosomus discolor (cuckoo roller), 592 nucleotides. NCBI's taxonomy places the organism in Eukaryota, Metazoa, Chordata, Aves, Leptosomiformes, Leptosomidae. The record is from RefSeq and is a predicted model, not a curated record.
CUGUUUAACAUUAUUACUGUUCCUCAUCAUGGCUGAACUGUCACCUGAAGAGAUUCAGAUGAGGGCCAACCAGGUCACUGAUGAGUCUUUGGAAAGCACAAGGAGGAUUCUUGGCUUGGCCAUUGAGUCUCAUGAUGUUGGCAUCAAAACUAUCACCAUGCUGGAUGAACAGGGAGAACAACUGAAUCGCAUAGAAGAAGGCAUGGACCAGAUAAAUAAAGAUAUGAGAGAAGCUGAGAAGACACUGACAGAGCUCAACAAAUGUUGUGGGCUCUGUGUCUGUCCUUGUAACAGGACAAAGAAUUUUGAGGCUAGCAAGCCAUACAGAGCAACCUGGGGAGAUAGAAUGGAGAAUUCGGCGGAUCAUGUGAUAUCCAUGCAACCAAGAAGUAUGAAUCAGCAGCAGCCCCAGACUUCUGGAGGACCAAGUGGUGGAUAUAUUACAAGGAUAACAAAUGAUGCCAGAGAAGAUGAAAUGGAUGAAAAUCUUGCUCAAGUGGGAAACAUUCUUGGGAAUUUGAAAAACAUGGCUUUGGAUAUGGGUAAUGAGAUUGAUGCCCAGAAUAAACAAAUAGACCGGAUAAAUGUAAAG